AUGGACAAGCCCUUGAUCGUGGAAAGCAAUCAGCCGUUUAUCAGCAAGAUUAAGCCUGCAGAUCCAGAUAAGCGCAUCACCCCGCGGUAUCUUACGAAGUUUGAACAGGCUCGCAUCCUUGGAACCAGAGCAUACCAGCUCUCAAUGGGAGCUCCAGCUCACAUAACAAUCACAGACAAAGGCGGCCACCUGGACCCCCUCGUACUGGCGCGCCGUGAGCUGGCCAAUAACGCUAUCCCCAUAAUCAUCCGCAGACACCUGCCAGAUGGUACAUACGAGGAUUGGAAGCUCAGCGAGUUACAUAUCAUUGACUAG
Giardia duodenalis is the source of this 315-nucleotide messenger RNA. Its product is annotated as DNA-directed RNA polymerase II RPB6. Lineage: Eukaryota; Fornicata; Diplomonadida; Hexamitidae. The transcript has a single exon. Gene Ontology annotation, molecular function: DNA binding; DNA-directed RNA polymerase activity. The coding region runs from base 1 to 315 and encodes 104 amino acids. Gene Ontology annotation, biological process: DNA-templated transcription. The record is from RefSeq and is a predicted model, not a curated record. Gene Ontology annotation, cellular component: RNA polymerase II, core complex; RNA polymerase III complex; RNA polymerase I complex.